AUGAAAAUUCUAGUAUCAACCGCCCUUUUACUAAUUAAUCUAGCUUGCGCUACGAAUGUGGACCUAGAGAGAGAAAACUCUAACCAUCUAGUAACAUUAACCGAAUCGACAUUUGAGAAGUUGACGCAGGCCUCUUCCGGUUCAACAACAGGAACAUGGUUCGUUAAGUUUUACGCGCCGUGGUGUUCGCACUGCAGGAGAAUGGCACCAGCAUGGGAGUCGCUGGCAAAGGAGCUCAAAGGCCAGGUCAACGUGGCAGACGUCGACGUGACCAGGAACCCUAAACUGGGCAGAAGAUUUCAGAUAAAGGGGUACCCGACCCUUGUUCUGUUCCACAAGGGAAAGAUGUAUCACUACGAGGGAGGCGAGAGAACAGUGGAAAAGCUGUCGCAAUUUGCUCUAGGUGAAUUCAGCAAAACGGACGCGUUGCCCGUUCCAGCUCCACUGUCAGUGUUCGCUCUCGCAAGCGACUUUGUAGUGAGUGGAGUCAACGAAGCUCUGAGAGUGUACGACGCAGCACUGGCAGGAUUUGUCACAAUAUCCACGUUCGCAUUUUUAUUCGGAAUGGUUGUCGGACUUGUACUGUCGUUAUUUUUAUUCACAAGAAAAGCAACAAGGAAGCCGAAGGUACUAACGGAACGUAAAAAGGAUAAAUGA
Messenger RNA from Theileria orientalis strain Shintoku, 657 nucleotides. RefSeq names its product transmembrane protein 17. Gene Ontology annotation, molecular function: protein-disulfide reductase activity; protein disulfide isomerase activity. Gene Ontology annotation, cellular component: endoplasmic reticulum lumen. The transcript is spliced from 3 exons. Gene Ontology annotation, biological process: response to endoplasmic reticulum stress. Lineage: Eukaryota; Apicomplexa; Aconoidasida; Piroplasmida; Theileriidae. The record is from RefSeq and is a predicted model, not a curated record. Bases 1 to 657 code for a protein of 218 amino acids.